UCACCUCCUCCUCCUUAAGCGGAAAUCAGGUGCAGGUUGACGCUGCGGCGCUGACCAGGCAAGACGGUCGGCCGGACCCGGAGCUUUUAGUCAUGGUGUUCGAGUCUCUGGUCAGCGACCUACUCAACAAAUUCAUCGGAGACUAUGUGGAGAACCUGGACAAGUCCCAGCUGAAGAUAGGGAUCUGGAGUGGGAAUGUGGUUCUUGAAAACUUGAAAGUGAAAGAAAAUGCUUUGAGUGAGUUUGAUGUCCCAUUCAGAGUGAAAGCUGGACAGAUCGGGAAACUAACAUUGAAGAUCCCAUGGAAGAACCUGUACAACGAUGCUGUGGUGGCCACGUUGGACGGCCUAUACCUGCUGGUGGUUCCUGGAGCGACUAUAAAGUAUGAUGCGGUGAAGGAGGACCGUUACCAGCAGGAGCUAAAGCAGAGGGAACUGCAGCGUAUCGAAGAUGCUCUGCAGAUGGCAGCACGCAGAGCAUCUCAAACUGGAGAUCUCCUCUUCGAUCUGGAGACGGUGGUUUACCGGGACCCUCACCAUGUCUCAAAAGGACAUAAAAAACAAAAAAAGCGCAAAAAAGGUUUGAAGAAACUGAAACGACACGACAACAAACCAGAAAAACCACAGGAAGAGAAAAAAGAUACAUUUAUGGAGAAACUGGCCACUCAGGUGAUCAAAAACCUGCAGGUGAAGAUCAGCAGCAUCCACCUGCGUUAUGAGGAUGAUCUGUCAGACCCACAGCGCCCCCUGUCUAUGGGAGUCACACUGUCAGAGCUCAGCCUGCAGACCACUGAUGAAAACUGGAAGGCGUGUAUCCUGAAUGAAGCAGCAAAGAUCAUCUACAAGCUCGGUCGCCUCGAGUGUCUGUGUGCGUACUGGAAUGUCAACAGCCCAAUGUUCUACAAAGGAUCAUGGGAAGACAUUGUGGUGCAGUUGAAGUCUGGGAUCAGCAGUAAACAGCAUGAGCAGCCUCACUAUCAGUACAUUUUUAGGCCCAUUUUUGCUUCAGCUAAAAUGUGCAUCAACCCCAACGCUGAGCUUGAGCUGAAGACUCCAAAAGCUCAGCUGCACCUGGAGGUUCAGAACAUCGCCAUAGAGAUGACCAAACCACAGUACCUGACCAUGGUGGACGUGUUGGAGUCCAUCGACUGUAUGGUGAAGAAUGCUCCCUACAGGAAGUUCAGACCUGAUAUCCCCGUUCACAGAAAUGCCAAAGUCUGGUGGAAGUACUUCUUUAACAGCAUCCUGGAGGUCCACAUCAGGCGCUGUAGCCACAUGUGGUCCUGGACCAGCAUCAAACAGCACCGUGACAACCUGAGGGCCUACAGAAGCGCCUAUAAGACCAAACUACUCAACCCGAGCCGGCCAAGUCCUGAGACCGACCGCCAGAUCCAGGAUCUGGAAAAAGUUUUGGACGUCUUUAACAUCACUUUGGCACGGCAGCAGGCACAAAUGGAGGUGAUCCGUUCGGGGCAGAAGUUGGUAGCGAAGAAGGCGGCAGGGGGACAGAAACAGGGAGGAUGGUCCAUCGGCAGCUGGUUCAGUCGGAGAUCCAAGAAAGAGGAGCAAGAGCCGGAGGAGAGCAAGGAAGAGCAAAGCUCAGGUUUGGACGAGAUCAUGACUACUGAGGAGAAGGAGAAGCUGUACACGGCCAUCGGCUACAGCGGUAGCUCUCACAACCUGGCUUUACCUAAGCAGUACGUUGCCAUCGUCGUCACCUUCCAACUCCUCAAGACUUCAGUGACCAUCAGAGAGCAGCCUGAUGUCCCAGAGAUCCUCCAAGUCCAAAUUAUUGAUCUCAGCACCAAAAUAUCUCAAAGACCAGGAGCUCAGGCCAUCAGGGUGGAGGCAGCGCUGGAGCACUGGUUUGUGACUGGUUUACAGCAGCAGGGGGCGGUGCCUUCACUAAUCACCUCUGUGGGAGACUCCACCUCCUCGCUGCUCAGUGUUAUGUUUGAGAUAAACCCUGAAGACAGUUCUGCCGACCAGAUGCUCCGAGUCCACUCGCAGCCUGUUGAGAUCAUCUAUGAUGCGCUGACGGUCAACAGCAUGGCUGAAUUCUUUAAGACUGGGAAAGGGGUCGACCUGGAGGUGCUGACGUCUGCCACGCUGUCAAAACUGGAGGAAAUCAAAGAGAAAACAGCCACAGGUUUGUCUCACAUCAUUGAGACCAGGAAAGUUCUAGACCUGAAGGUGGACUUGAAGCCCUCUUACCUGCUUCUGCCAAAAUCUGGCUUCUACAGUAAUACAUCAGACCUGAUCAUUGUGGAUUUUGGCAGCUUACAGUUUAACAGUGUGGAACAGAGUACAAGAAACUCAUCUUCAUCCUCCUUCUCCUCUCUGGAGGAGAUCAUGGACCGAGCCUAUGAGAGAUUCAGUGUGGAGCUGCGACGAGUCCAGGUGCUCUACACCAAGUCAGGUGGGGCCUGGAAGGCGGCCCGUUUGCAGGGUUCAUCAGUGCAGCACAUCCUCCAGCCAAUGGACUUCACCGUUCAGCUGGCGAAGUGCAUGGUGGAGAAGGAUGCCCGAAUGCCCAGGUUUAAGGUUUCCGGAGAGCUACCGCUUCUGCACGUCAAGAUCUCAGACCAGAAGAUCCAGAAUGUCCUGGAGCUGGUCGACAGCAUCCCACUGCCCAACAUGAACUCUGCCCCCUCCACCCCCACUGAAAAGGUGCUGUCUUUGGCUGAGGCACGACCUCGAGUACUUGAUCUUCACCCCUCCAUCCUUCACACCAUGGAAACGGAUUCAGAUGAAGACACCAGUGAGAAGUCGCUGGAUGAGGAUCACCAGCGCUCAGUUCUCGAGGAACUCACUGAAUUUCAAUUCAAGUUUGAAGUCAAAGAGGUGCUGUUGGAGCUGACCCAGCAGGCGGAUCAGGAGAAGACCAUCCUGGCCCUCAGUGUGUGUCAGCUGGGAGCUGAGGGAAAGGGGCGGAGCUUUGACCUGAGCGUCACCUCCUACCUGCACAGAGUCACCUUAGAUUACUGUGACGUACCAGGUGGGAGGAGUCCGCUUCACCUCAUCAGCUCCUCAGAACAGCACGGCUCUGACUUGCUGAAGGUGGAGUACGUCAAGGCUGACCCUGCUGGCCCCAGCUUCCAGACGUUGUUUGACAACACCGAGCAGACACUGAAGGUGGAGUUUUCUACGUUGGACUUCCUCCUUCACACCAAAGCGCUGCUGUGCACUGUAAACUUCCUGAACGGUGCCUUGCCACCUCAGUUCACUGCCACUCGUGAACGGGAUGCAAAAAAGCAGGUGGUGAAGGCAGGACAGGGAAGGACAGUGUCUAAAGGUGGCAAAGACGGUGGCAUCUUCACCUUCAAACUGUUCGCCAUGUUGGGUUGUUUCCACGUGGAGGUGUGUGAUGAUCGCCGCAGCAUCGCCGACAUCAGAAUCCAAGGAAUUGAUGCGUCUGUGCUGGUGCAGGUGAAGGAAACAGAGGUGUUUGCUCGACUCAGAGACAUUGUGGUCACAGAUGUCAACCCCACAACCAUCCACAGAAAGGCGGUGUCCAUCGUGGGUGAGGAGGUGUUCAGCUUUAAGCUGUCCUUGUUUCCGGGGGCGACAGAAGGCGACGGCUACAGUGACAUGUCACAGGUUGAUGGGAAAGUGACGAUGCGACUGGGCUGCAUCCAGAUCGUCUACCUGCAUCAGUUCCUCAUGUCCCUGCUGGCUUCUUUUAGCGUUCACUGUGCGUCUGCUGACGAGAUGUUCAUUGACAACUUCCAAACAGCCAAACAGGCUCUGAGCGCUGCGACCGCUCAGGCAGCUGAGAAGGCGGCGUCCAGUGUUCGAGACUUCGCCCAGAAGAGUUUCCGCCUGUCCACUGACAUCAAGCUGAAGGCUCCACUCAUCAUCAUCCCACAGUCCUCCAUCUCCCAGAAUGCCGUGAUGGUGGACCUGGGUCUGAUCACGGUGGGGAACAGCUUCUGUUUACAUCCCACUGAAGGCUUUGAUCUUCCAGCCGUGGUGGAGAAGAUGGAAGUGAAACUAACGCAGCUGAAGCUGUCCAGGACGACAUUGAAAAAAGACUCCUCACCAGACAUCCAGAUCCUUCAGCCAAUCAGCUUUGAGCUUCUUGUCACCAGAAACCUGUCUGCCUCCUGGUUCAGCAAAAUCCCUGGAGUCCAGGUCCAGGGAGUCCUCCGGUCCCUCAAUAUGAGUCUUGGUGAGGAGGACCUCAGUGUCCUGAUGAAGAUCAUGAUGGAGAACAUUGCAGAGGGCAGUAAGGAGCACAGACAUGUGGUUCAAGGUAACUCCACCCCAGUGCAUGAUGGGAAACCAGGCUUGAAUUUGAAUAUAUAUUUUAACCCAUUUCCCUCCACAGAAAAGACAGAGCUUCCUGAGCAGCAAGCGGAGGCAUCACCGUUACCAUGGCGACCUGCAGGCGAGUCACCAGCGAUAGGCCAAGGUCUGACUGAAAACAUCAUUAACAUCCUCCUCAAGUUUGAAAUUAACGAGGUGCUGCUGACGCUCAAGAAACCCAAAGAGCAGCAGGAGUCUCCUUUCCUGGUUCUGCAUUUUGCUCGCCUGGGCAUCGACACCAAAGUCAGGAAGUAUGACACCUGUGCCACAAUUUACAUCAAAGAGAUCACCAUGAAGUGCCUGGAGUUCAAAGACUCGAACGGCGAGCCGCUGUGUCUCAUCAGCUCGUCAGUGGAGUCCGGUGCUGAACUGCUCAAAGUGCAAUACUUCAAGGCUGACCGCUGUGGACCGAACUUCUCAUCCGUCUACAAAAACACUGAACAAAUGAUCAAUGUGACCUUUACCUCUCUCGAUCUGAUGCUUCACACUGAGGCUCUGCUGUCGUCCAUUAACUUCCUGUCGGUGGUGAUGUCACCUGACAGCACGCCAUCUGCAGAUAAAGAGAUCAGACUGAAAACAGACGACAAGACAGUGUCAACCAAAUCCACUGCCCUGGUGUCACCUGUAGACACGGAGGUCAUUGACCUGAAGGUGAUGAUGAAUCUAGGAGCCUUCAACGUCCUGGUGUGUGACCAGAGCUGCAACAUGGCUGACAUCAAGAUCCAAGGUAUUAAUGGCUCUUUGUUGAUGCAAGGACCGCAGACUUAUCUUUCUGCUCGUUUGAGGGAUUUCAUUGUCGUCAAUGUUGAUCCUAAAUGUAUCUACAAGAAGGCCAUCUCCAUUGUGGGUGAUGAGGUUUUCAGCUUUACUAUGAGUCUGACUCCAAAUGCCACAGAGGGCGCAGGAUACGCCGACACCUCCAAAACUGAUGGACGCGUGAAGCUGAACGUGGGCUGCAUCCAGGUGGUCUACCUGCACAAGUUCAUCAUGUCUCUGCUGAACUUCACCAACAACUUCCAAGUGGCUAAAGAGGCUCUGAGUGCUGCGACCGCUCAGGCAGCUGAAAAGGCAGCGUCCAGUGUUCGAGAUUUCGCCCAGAAGAGUUUCCGUCUGUCCACUGACAUCAAACUGAAGGCUCCGCUCAUCAUCAUCCCCCAGUCCUCCACCUCCCAUGAUGCACUUGUGAUGGACCUGGGUCUGAUCACAGUGGGGAACAGCUUCUCGCUGCAGCCUGUUGAUGGGUGUCCGCUGCCAGCGAUCAUUGACAACAUGGACGUGGAGCUGACGCAGUUGAAACUCUCCAGAACCUGCAUGGACCCGGGGUCAGGUCGACCCAGCAUCGAGCUGCUGGAACCAGUAAACCUGCGCCUGAGUGUUCGCAGAAACCUGGCAGCAUCUUGGUACAAAAAGAUGGCAGCUGUGGAGAUAGAUGGAGAUAUGAAGCCAAUGAAGUCUACAUGUCCACCACCAAAGGUGGAGCUCAGUCAAGGUGACCUGAAGGUGCUGCUCCGGAUCCUGACAGAAAACCUAGGAGAGGCCAGUAGUCUAGAGCCCACUGCCCCCCGACAGGAGACCGUUCUGCAGGUUCAAGCAUCGGGAGGGCCCCCCACAGAAGAUGUUGGAAAACAGAGUAUCAUCAGUUCUGAAGAUGAAGAUGAAUCUCUAGAGACAAUCAAGUUUAACUUUAACAUUGAGUCACUGGGACUGGUUCUGUACAGUAAUGAUCCCAAACAGCCCUUAGGCCUCCAGCACCAGGAGAACCUCCGCCUGGGACGGUUCGCCCUCCACCUGCUGAAGGCUUCAGGGAAGGUUUUGAACAACGGCAGCAUGGAGGUGAGCACCAUCCUCACCGACUGCACGCUGGAUGACCUGAGAGUGGACAUGGAUAGGGUGACAUCACGGAUGAUCGGCAGACGUGAUGAAGAAAGUGGUGAGGUGAUGAUCGAUGUGACGUACCGGCAGAACAGCAGAGAACGUGAGGUGGUGGCUGUCCUGCAGAAGCUGCAUGUGUGUGCCAGCGUGGAGUUUUUGAUGGCUGUAGGAGAGUUCUUCCUGCAGGCUCUUCCACAGGGUCAGACUCCACCCACCGGCCUGGCACAGAGUGAGAGACUCCCACUGAGACAAACGACAGAGCCACGCAGCAGUGACUCCAGGACUGCUCCUGUGUCGAAGAUGCGUGUCCGUGCUGUGGUGGUGGACCCUGAGGUGGUGUUUGUGGCAAACCUGAUGAAGGCGGAUGCCCCAGCUCUGGUGGUCUACUUCCAGUGUGACUUCAGUCUGCAGGCAGGGGAAAAUGGAGGUCAGAACAUGAGAGCCAACCUCAGGGAGCUCAAAGUUCUUGCCUGUCCCUUCAUCUGCAACAAAGACGACAAGGCUGUCACCACCGUGCUGAGGCCCUGCUCUGUCGCCUUGGAGACCAAAACUCACCCCAACCAACCACUGAGUGGCUCUGUAACGGUGGAGGAAGUCAUUGUCAAGAUCUCCCCAUUCAUCCUCAACACAGUCAUGACAAUAACAGCUGCUAUGACAACCAAACAACGGGAUGAGCAGAGCCAGCAGUCCACCCUGGACGUCAACAACCUCUGGUCUGUCAUGAACAUUUUCGCAUGUAACUUCUGGUUUUUGGGGGUCGACCAGGCAACCGAGAUCACUGAGAGCUUCAGAGAACAGGAUGGACGCAAUGAGGGUGAGAACUUCGCUGCUCAGAUCAAGGUGGUCCAGGUGACACUUGAGUCAGGUUUAGGUCACCGAACUGUCCCUCUACUGCUCGCCGAGUCCUCCUUCAGCGGAUCAGCCAAGAACUGGUCGUCUCUCCUAAAGCUCAGAGCCGACAUGACGCUAGAGGUGAAUUAUUUUAAUGAGGUUCAUGCCGUCUGGGAGCCACUGAUAGAACGAGUUGACAGUGGCAGACGUAGAUGGAACCUGGAGCUGGAGAUGAAGAACAACCCAGUUCAGGACAGAAGUCCUGUUCAUGGAGAUGACUUUGUCAUCCUUCCUGAGCCUCGUACAGCUGUUAACAUCUGUUCCAAAGACACCAUGAACAUCACCAUCUCUCAGUGCAGCCUUAAUGUCUUCCAAAACCUCGCCAAGGCUUUCUCAGUGGGCACAGCCUCCACCUUUGACUACUCUCUGAAUGAGAAGGCCCCCUUCACGAUCAAAAAUGCACUUGGGAUACCCCUCAUUGUGCAGCACAGUGCAAACCUGAGGCCGGUGCGUUCAGUGCAGCAGGGAAAAUUACACGAGCUGGCGGUGAACCAGAGUAUGGACCUGGAGCACUCUGUGUUUGAAGCAUCGUCCCGCGGCAAACUGUCAGCUCUGCAACGGCAAGAGAGCUGCCUGUUCAACCUGAGCAUCGUGCCCUCUGGCUACAGUGAGAUCUCAAACAUUUCUGUGGACAAACCAGGCCGUCGUCUCUACAACAUCCGCGGUCCAAUGCUGCAGGAGGCAGUGUCUGUGCUGAUGCAGAUUGAUGCCGCAGAAGGCAACAAAGUCAUCACUGUCCGCUCACCGCUGCAGAUAAAGAAUCAUUUCUCAGUGCCAUUCACCAUCCUGAAGUACUGUCCAACAUCCAAGAGCCUGCAGAUUGUUGGACAAGCGGAACCUGAGAGAGAAUUCCACAUUGCCUUAGAAACCUACAGGUGUCAGCUGUUUUUGCGUCCAGCGGGCUGUCUGGACGGUCAGUAUGGGCCGUCCUCUACCUGUGUGUCAUGGAAGGAGCAGGUGCAUCGCAGCUCAGAGGUGCGAUCUAUGCUGCAGUGUCCAGCCACUGACAGCAGCCUGCUCCCGCUGAUGGUCAGCAUACUGGCUGUGCCCGAUGAUCUGCGCCACAUUGAUGACCACGGGGAGGAGGACUGGGAUCCAGCCUAUGUCAUCCACCUCCACCCAGUGGCAACACUCAGAAACCUGCUGCCCUACACCAUCCGCUACAUGCUGGAGAGCUCAGCAGACUCCUAUGAGCUCCAGGAAGGCAGCACGUCCGACCUCCUGAACGCUCGUAUCUCAGGUGAGAUUAUGUCGUUGGUACUGAAGAAGUAUCAGGGUCGCGACUGGCAUGGACACGUCCGCAUCGAACAGGACAUUCCUGAGUUCUUUGCAGUCUGCCUAACCUGCGACAGUGACACCAGCAUGACGGUGGACGUAAACUUGCAUAUAUCGAGGACGGCGAGCCGGCUGGUCCUGUCUCUGUUCAGCCCAUACUGGAUUAUCAACAAAACGUCCAGAGUGCUGCAGUACCGAGCUGAAGACGUGAGCGUCAAACACCCAGCUGACUACCGAGACAUCAUCUUGUUCUCCUUCAAGAAGAAGACUCUGUUCAGCAAGAGCAAGCUGCAGUUAUGUGUCUCCACCAGCUCCUGGUCUGACGGUUUCUCUCUGGACACGGUGGGGAGUUACGGCUGCGUUCGCUGUCCCGGCACCAACAUGGACUACCUGGUCGGUGUCAGUAUCCAGAUGAGCAGUUUUAAUCUGACCCGCAUCGUCACUAUGAGUCCGUUUUACACCCUGGUUAAUAAAUCCUCUUAUGAGCUGGAGGUGGGAGAAGUGCUCAGUCAGACGUCCACUAGGUGGCACUACAUCGCCUCCACUGAAUGUGUCCCUCUGUGGCCAGAGAACACAUCAGGGCAGUUGUGUGUCCGUGUUGUCGGAUCUGAAUCCGCCUCCAAGUCCUUCUUCUUUAACAAGCAGGACAGUGGCACUCUACUGAAACUCGAUGUGUGUGGUGGUCUUAUCGUGGAUACUAACAACUCAGAUCACUCCACUGUCAUCAGCUUCAGUGAUUACUAUGAAGGAGCAGCCCCUGCUCUGCUCAUCAACCACACACCCUGGGUCACCAUCAGCUACAAGCAGAGUGGCUCUACGGUGGUCCGCCAGCUGAAACCCGGUGAGGCUCAGAGGUUUGCGUGGGAUGAUCCAGCUGGUGUUCGAAUGCUCAGCUGGAGCUGUAUGGAGCACUCUGGAGAGCUGGACCUGCUAAAGGAUGAGGUGGGUCAGUUCUCCUACGACAGCCUGUCCCAGGUCCACUGGGUGUCCUUCCUUGAUGGACGCCAGCGGGUGCUGCUGUUCACAGAAGACGUCAGCGUGGUGACAAAGGCUCGGCAGGCAGAGGAACUUGAGCAGUUCGAACAGGAAGUCAGAGUCUCAUUACAGAAUCUGGGCCUGUCUCUGGUCAACAACAGCAGUCGGCAGGAGAUAGCAUACAUCGGUAUCACCAGCUCAGGUGUAGUUUGGGAGAUGAAACCAAAGAACCGCUGGAAGCCAUUCAGUCAGAAAAACAUCAACCUGUUGGAGAAAACCUACCAGAAUCAGCUGAGUGGGAAGACAGAGGGGGGGUGGGUCAAACUGGAGACCAACCUAGAGGUGAACCUCGGCAGCACCACCAUGAUGAUGCGUCAGCCAAUCCACUGUCCAGUGAGGAGGAACUUCCUGUCAGGGAUCCAGGUGGAGUUCAAACAGUCGCAGCAUCAACGGAGUCUGAGGGCACAGCUACACUGGUUGCAGGUGGACAACCAGCUUCCAGGUGCAAUCUUCCCCAUCAUCUUCCAUCCUGUUCCUCCUCCAAAAUCCAUCGCUUUGGACUCAGAGCCGAAGCCAUUCAUCGAUGUUUCCAUCAUCACCAGGUUCAACCAGCACAGCAACGUCAUGCAGUUCAAGUAUUUCAUGGCUCUGGUUCAGGAGAUGGCGGUCAAGAUCGAUCAGGGUUUCCUCACAGCCAUCUUGGCUCUGUUUACACCUGCUGCUGACCCUCAGGCUGACAAACAGAAGUCCCGGCUGAUUGACAGAGAUGUGCAGAUGCUGCAGGCGGAGCUCAUGGAGGCAUCGCUGACCGACACAUCAGGACUGAGUUUCUUUGAACAUUUCCACAUUUCCCCCAUCAAGCUCCAUCUCAGUCUGUCUCUGGGCUCCAGUGGUGAGGACGCGGCUCAGGAAACAGCAGCCGUCCAGUCACUGAAUCUGUUACUGAAAAGCAUCGGAGCGACUCUGACCGAUGUUGACGACCUCAUUUUUAAACUCGCCUUCUUUGAAGUGAAGUACCAGUUUUACCGUAGAGAGAAGCUGAUGUGGGCGGUGGUCCGUCACUACAGCGAACAGUUUCUGAAGCAGAUGUAUGUCCUGGUUCUGGGUCUGGAUGUUCUGGGAAAUCCAUUUGGACUGAUCCGGGGUCUGUCUGAGGGGGUCGAGGCAUUUUUCUAUGAGCCAUUCCAGGGAGCAGUUCAAGGUCCAGAGGAGUUUGCUGAAGGUUUUGUGAUUGGAGUCCGCAGCCUGCUGGGCCACACUGUCGGUGGCGCUGCAGGUAUGGUGUCCAGGAUCACAGGCUCAGUGGGUAAAGGUCUGGCAGCCAUCACUAUGGACAAAGAAUACCAACAAAAACGACGAGAGGAGAUGAACCGACCGCCCAAAGACUUUGGAGAGAGUUUAGCUAAAGGUGGAAAAGGACUGCUGAAGGGUGUUGUGGGUGGAGUUACAGGCAUCGUCACCAAGCCUGUGGAGGGGGCAAAGAAGGAGGGUGCCGCUGGCUUCUUUAAAGGCAUCGGUAAAGGUCUGGUGGGUGUGGUGGCCCGGCCCACUGGCGGCAUCGUGGACAUGGCGAGCAGCACGUUUCAGGGCAUCCAGAGAGGUCAUGAAAGAGCGGCAGAGUCCACAGAGGAAGUGACCAAACUCCGCCCAGUGCGUCUGAUCAGGGAGGACGGCAUCAUCAGACCGUAUGACCUGACAGAAUCCAAGGGUUACGACCUUUUCCAGCGCUCUGAGAUCAAGCAGCUGGACGGUGAAGUCUUCCGGGACCACUGUCCUUAUCCUGGACACAGAAAGACAAACAUUAUUGUCACCAACAGGAGGGUUGUGUGCAUGAAGGAGGUGGACUUUGUGAACCACUUUCACAAAGAAUGGGAGUGUUUGUUUGAGAACUUCUAUCGUCCUCCUGCAGUGAUGGGAACUGAGCUGAAGAUCUACUGCAAGGAUCAGCAGAAGUUGAAGCUUCCAAAGAAAGACGGUCAGGAGGCGGUGAGGACGGUUCAGCUUGGAGAUACAAACACUGCACAGAAGCUGCAGGCGGCGAUAUCAGACGCUCAGGUGGCGCGGCAGCAGCACCGCAUGGCGAGGCAGAAGUCUCAGCGCUUCCUGAAACCGACCAACAAGCAGUGAGGUCACUUCCUGUAUUCUGUAUAAAUGAGAAAUUAGAGAUUUGUGUUAAGAUGAAGGGGUUCUCACUUUAAUCAGUAUGAGCACUGUAAUUACAUAAACUUAAUCAUGAAAUGUUUUAGUCAUCCUUAUCGACAUUUUCUUCAACAUCAGAUGUAUGUUGUGUGUUUCCAUGGUAACUGAUGACAAUGAAGGUGUGAGAUUUGACUAAAUGUUCAGAUGCUAAAAGGUUAAAGGUUUUUUUUUUCAUCAGGGACUGAGACAGAUGUGAGUUUUAGUGAGGUUUUUUUUUUUUUUUUUUUAAUGAUUUACACAUUUUUCUCACAACUGGGGCCUUCAGCUUUCAAAGUAAAAUCCAACUGUUUGGUUUAAGUGUCAGUUUAACCCUCAAAGACCUUUAUAUUAAAGACCGAGAAGUAUUUACAUGGCAACUUCCACAUGAAUUAUUCUCCAAAUGUGACCUUUCUUGAGUGAUUUAUCGUCAUUUAUUAUAAUAUUAUCCUCUAUAUUUGACAUUUCUGUAAAAAUCAGGUAUUUCCAAUAUUUAAUUUUCUGAUCAUGUAGAUGUUCGUAAAAGCUCGGAGUAAAUUCAAAGGUUAUUAUAUCGAAACAGAGAAAACUGAAGCAAAAGUAUAAGUGUUUACAACCACUGCCAUUUGUCAACAUGGGUUUUAUUGUUGAAUUAAUGUUGCAGAUGAUGACUGUUUAUUCCAUGUGUAAUACCGAGCCUCUGAAUGUCCAAAUAAGACACAUCUGAUUCCACUGAAAAGCUGUUAAACUGUAUUUUACCUGAAUUAUUUCAACAUAUCGAUAGGAUAAGUGGUUUAGAAGUUAUUAAACAUUUUAUACCCGUACAUGCUUUUGGUUGUGGUGGCUGUUCAGGUGUUUGAGGGUUAAACGACACAACAGGCUCUUAUUUUGAAAGCGUACAAACCGGACAAAGAUCAUGUGACCGAAAUCUGAACACACUUCCAUUGAGGUGGGUUUUGUUGCUUUAAUUGUUUAUCUUACAGAAAAAAAUCAACUUGCUGUUUAAUUAAAAUCAAAAAUCAGAUGUGGAAUCUGAUUGGCAGGUAGAGGAGCCAAUUAGAAACGAGGUGAGCUGAUUCAAAAUAAUCAUUAAUCCUGUAGUCUGCCAACGAACCUGCACAGAUUUAGUUAAUUUAGAUCAUGGGGAUGCACAUAGAUAGUGCUUUCUGUAAAUAAAUCUAAAAGUGGAGAUACUUGGAAGAAUGUGAUUUUUUUUUUUUUUUUUUUUUUUUUUAUAGUACUGUCUAGUUUGAGGGUUUUUUGGGUAAUUUUGUCCCUGCUGUUUGCCUGCAGGCUGCACUAUCAUGUGGAGAUGAAGCCAUAGAAUGAAUGUAGGAAUGAUGGUGAAUGGUGAUGGUAUGUGAAACGAACAGUAUGCUGUAUGCUGACUUUUACUUAACAAUGAAGAUCUGAUACUAUGAGUUCAUGUACUUUAACACAGAAGCAAAUAACAGACUGAUACAAUCAAAUGUCUGAGCGUAAAACUGAUCUCAGAAUUGAAAUUUUCUGUUCACAUGAAAAAAAAAAAAAAACAAUUCAAAUGUUUAAACAUGGAUAUUUCUUUCAUUAAUAAAUAA
Molecule: messenger RNA, 13051 nt
Organism: Sphaeramia orbicularis (orbiculate cardinalfish)
Lineage: Eukaryota; Metazoa; Chordata; Actinopteri; Kurtiformes; Apogonidae
Gene: vps13c
Product: vacuolar protein sorting 13 homolog C
Exons: 88
Coding region: 93-11447 (3784 amino acids)
Biological process (GO): protein targeting to vacuole; protein retention in Golgi apparatus; mitochondrion organization
Source: RefSeq, a predicted model, not a curated record